Cylicostephanus goldi is the source of this 503-nucleotide messenger RNA. The record is from the annotation of a GenBank genome assembly. NCBI's taxonomy places the organism in Eukaryota, Metazoa, Nematoda, Chromadorea, Rhabditida, Strongylidae.
AUGUUUUUUCAUCGUUCCGAACUAGGAAUAAUUGCUUGGCACAUUUUUAGGCAUAUCCCUAAUUAUGUGGUUGCGGGUUUUGCAAAGAGGCUCUCCCGCAUGCUUCUUCUAGCUCCACUGGACGCUCAAGAACCGGUACUAGGAUUGAUCAGGAAUCUCAUGACUCGCCAUCCUAAUGUGGCUUGCCUCAUUCAUCGUGAUGUUCCAGAAACUCUUGUUUCUGAUCCAUAUGACGAAAAUGAACCAUGCCUAAGCAAAUGUAACGCUCUCAAUAGCUCACUCUGGGAGAUCAAGAGUCUGCAAAAGCACUGGCAUCCAAAUGUGGCAAAACGAGCGAAUUUUGUUGAUAAGAAACUGCAGCAGGUGGAGUCAUUUGUACGCUUUCGCUGUCAAGACGAGCUUUUCUCGAACAUGAUGGCAAAACCUUUUGGCAGCAAAGAGGGCUCAAUGGAGGAGAAGUAUAGUCGUGCACAGGUAUGUCUGUUGCCAAUAAGUAGUUGACU